Botrytis deweyae is the source of this 1491-nucleotide messenger RNA. RefSeq lists its product as uncharacterized. The record is from RefSeq and is a predicted model, not a curated record. Lineage: Eukaryota; Fungi; Ascomycota; Leotiomycetes; Helotiales; Sclerotiniaceae. Gene Ontology annotation, molecular function: iron ion binding; heme binding; oxidoreductase activity, acting on paired donors, with incorporation or reduction of molecular oxygen. The transcript has 3 exons.
CUGAACAAGUUCUCUAACAACAUCUUUAUUCCAUCUGCCGCCAGCUCGUUUAAUCAUUCGCUGCUUCAGAAAGUGAAGAUAUCAGACAUGCCUAGCACUCUUGCUAUUGUUGCUACAGGUGUGAUUGCCGUUUAUGGCUUUCUCUAUGCUCUCCUUCAUUACACCCAAGACGCAAGUGAGCCUCCACUAAUCUCAACAUCUCUUCCGUUUAUCGGUACAAUAAUCCAACUCUCGCGGAAGAAAACUAAAUUUUAUAUUGAGUUAAGCAAGAUUGCGAACGACAUUCUCAAUACGAAUACCAACGGAGAAGAGGGCGAUUGGGGUUAUUCGAUGACAUUCUACAAAACGAUCCACAAGCCGCUUUCACCAGGGCCUGAACUUGAUGCGAUGAAUCGUAUCAUGGCCCAGAAUGUUACUGCUUCAAUCGAUGGAAUUAAAGGAAAACUUGUUGUAUCGCUUUUCGACUUUAUCAAGCGCGAAAUUGCAAUAGCUACGACCGACUCAGUUUAUGGACCCCAAAACCCGUUCAAAGAUCCUGCUGUUGCAGAUGGUUUCUGGAAGUUCCAGCCUGGGGUUAUUAUUCUCCUUAUGAAUCUAUUCCCAUCGAUACUAGCCCGAGAGUGCUAUCAGGCUCGUGAAUACAUGACCAGAGCUUUUAAAAAGUACUUUGAAAAUGGCGGUCAUAACGAGGCAUCCGCUCUCAUGAAAGCUCGUUUCAAUCAUAGCACGGAACAUAAGCUGCCUGUUGAGGAUAUUGCAAGAUUUGAGGUUGGAAAUACGAUUGGGCUGCUUUCCAACACAUCACCUAGUGCUUUCUGGUUGGUGUACCACGUAUAUGCCGACCCAUCAAUAUUGGCAGAUUGCCGAAAGGAGAUUUCCCAGGUUCUCGACGAGGUUACUACUACGAAGAACGGCAAAAUCAUCACAAUUCGCACUAUCGAUAUGACACGAGUGAAAGUCGAUUGUCCAAUAUUAGUGUCCACAUUGCAAGAGGUGCUUCGAGUUCACACCAUCGGUAUGUCAACCAGGAUGGUCAUGAAGGAUCUCUUGCUCGACGGCAAGUAUCUUCUCAAGAAGGGAAAUACUUUUCUGAUUCCAGGCCCCGUUCAGCAUACCAGCAAGUCUGCAUGGGGUCCCGAUGUUGAAGCGUUCAAUCACCUGCGCUUCUUACCUGAGAACAAACGUCACAAUCCGAUUGCCUUUCGUGGUUUUGGUGGCGGAACGACCCUUUGUCCUAGCCGUCAUUUCGCAGCCACCGAAAUUUUGGCAUUUACUGCUCUGUUAAUUCUGCGAUUUGACGUCACACCUGUUAACGGAAAAUGGGAUCACAUCACUUCCAACAAGGCCGCUCUUUGGGAGACAACAGCUGCACCAGAUGAGGAUAUCAAUGUCACAAUCAGUCCUAGACACAGUGAGGAUCAAAACGUAAAAUGGAGGGUUUUGGUGUCAGAUUCUGAUAAGGCGAUACCAAUAUCUGCUGAAGACUUGUAA